ACCGCAGAAAAUAGUGUGUAAGAGAGUGUGAAUAUGGUGAAAAACAAGAAUUCUAAGAAUAAAAAUGGAGGAAAUACACACAGGAAGAAUUACAAACACUCCCGGAAGAAUUUGCGAUUCCGGGAGCGCUCAAAGGCGAAGGAGAAGCAGAAGCUGGGGGAAAAGUACAGAUUUGUGAAGAAAAUGAAGAAUAUUCAGCGGAACACGGAGAAUGAGGAGAUCCUGAGGAAGCGACAGCAGAUUGACGAGAGAAGUCAAAAGAGGCAUGAUCAGUUUGUCAAUUGUGAUCCGGAGGAUGAUGAUGAGAGCGCAGAUGAAGCUGAGGAGGAGAGUGACUACUAUGGUAAAGUUCUAUCCAUGCUAAAUGUAUCUAGCAAGACGUCUAAGGCGAUAGAGACUUCCUCAGAGUCUGAAGACGAGGAGGAGGAGGAGGCGGACGAGGAGGAAGAAAAUAUUCACGAUUCUCCAAAGAAACCCCGUCUAGAACAGAUUUUAGAGCCUGAAGACGUUGAAUCUGAGGCAGAAGAUCCAGAGGAAGAUAAUACAGGCAUCACGGAUCCAUAUUUGAGUCACUUAGAUUACAAUAUCAGUCAGGAAUUGUAUGAAAUUGUCGCAAAAGAUGGCGAAAUUGAGGUUUCUGAGCAGAAAAUAUCUUCUUGGCCAAAUCUAGGGCGCCUUGUGAUCAAUAUCCCUAAAACUACCAAGUCACAUUGUUCCAAGAAGAAGCUUCUCCUUCUCGAGGACGCGGAGAAGUUCGCUGAGGAAGGCACAAUUCCUGAACGAUCGUCUUCUAAAGAUGAUCUGCAUAUAAAGUCGCAGAUUCAGAAGAAUAUUGGUAAUUUUACUGAUCUGCAGGCGGAAAUUUUCUCUAUCGUCAACAAUUAUCAGGAUUUUUAUAUGCCACGGAGGACUUUUGAGAAUGCCGAAGAGAUUCGCACCAUUUACUGUCUUCACGCAAUGAAUCACGUUCUCAAAAGCUACACGAAAGUCACUCAGCACAACGGAAAGACGGCAAAAGAUCCGGACAAGUGCAGAGAUCAAGGUCUGACCAGACCUAAAGUGCUGAUAAUCCUGCCAUUCAAGAAUUCUGCUUAUCUCGUCAUCAACGCACUGAUUGGACUUCUGUUGCCUGAGGCAAAUCGAUCUGGAAGGGUGACAAACUAUAAGAGAUUUCAGGAAGAGUUCACAGGAGAGGAGCUGGACUUCCCCAAGAACAAUCCCAAACCAGAGGACUACGAGAAGAUAUUCUGUGGAAAUACAGAUGACAAUUUCCGCGUUGGAAUCUCUGUGACGAAGAGGAGUGUGAAGCUCUACUCUGAGUUUUACUCCUCAGACUUGAUCAUCGCCUCUCCGCUGGGUCUUCGGAUGAUCAUUGGAGCGUCUGGAGAUGAGGAGCGAGAUUACGACUUUCUGUCCUCCAUUGAGAUGCUCAUCAUUGACCAGAUGGAUGUGAUUAUGACGCAGAAUUGGCUUCAUUUGCUUCACAUUUUCGACCACUUGCACUUGACUUUGCAAACAAGGAAGAACACAGACUUCUCCAGAGUUCGGUCGUGGUGUCUCAACGGUUGGUCGCGCUUCUACAGGCAAACUCUGCUCUUCGCCAAUCACGACCUGCCGGAAUUCGUGUCUCUUCUGAGCAGACAAUGCAGAAAUUACCGCGGCAGCGUUCGCAUGGCGAAUUCCAUCGCUUCGGGAUCUGUGCAGCAAGUGGCGAUUCAGAUCAACCAAGUCUUCCACCGCAUUGACGUGAAAUCACUGGAAACAGCGCACGACACACGCUUCGAGUACUUCAUCAGAACAAUUCUGCCGCGCAUCAAAGCCUCUUUCAUGGCACAUUGUCUGAUCUUCGUUCCGAAUUACUUUGACUUUGUGCGCAUUCGCAAUCACUUCAAGAAGGAGUCCAUCAACUUCGUGCAAGUGUGCGAAUACACGGAAGAGGGCAAGAUCGCCAGAGCCAGAGACAUGUUCUUCCACAGCGGAGCGCACUUUAUGUUGUACACGGAGAGGGCGCACUUCUAUCGGCGCACGAGAAUCAAAGGCAUUCGACACAUUGUCAUGUAUCAGCCGCCGGCGUGGCCGCACUUCUAUGCGGAACUCAUCAAUCUCAUGCAGGAAGCGUACCAGAAUCCACGAGACGGUCUGGAUGCGCACACUUCUGUGACUGUUCUCUACACAAAGUACGACGCGCUGCAGAUGGCAGCGAUCAUGGGCACUGAUCGAACGUCUGAGAUGUUGAAGUCGAGCAAAUUGACGCACACUGUUAUGAAGGAGAGUCGCAAUUGAAAUAGAAAAAGAAAAAUACAGAGUUUAUUAGGCAAAAGGAUACAUAGUGAGUAUUAUUCUAAUGAUUCUUCAUCGCCAAGAGUAACUUCAACUAUAUCAGU
Messenger RNA from Phlebotomus argentipes, 2384 nucleotides. RefSeq names its product U3 small nucleolar RNA-associated protein 25 homolog. Gene Ontology annotation, cellular component: small-subunit processome; nucleolus. The coding region runs from base 34 to 2283 and encodes 749 amino acids. NCBI's taxonomy places the organism in Eukaryota, Metazoa, Arthropoda, Insecta, Diptera, Psychodidae. Gene Ontology annotation, molecular function: U3 snoRNA binding; rRNA binding. The record is from RefSeq and is a predicted model, not a curated record. Gene Ontology annotation, biological process: maturation of SSU-rRNA from tricistronic rRNA transcript (SSU-rRNA, 5.8S rRNA, LSU-rRNA). The transcript is spliced from 2 exons.